Messenger RNA from Alternaria arborescens, 2445 nucleotides. RefSeq lists its product as hypothetical. The transcript is spliced from 3 exons. The record is from RefSeq and is a predicted model, not a curated record. Lineage: Eukaryota; Fungi; Ascomycota; Dothideomycetes; Pleosporales; Pleosporaceae. The coding region runs from base 1 to 2445 and encodes 814 amino acids.
AUGAGCUCAAAAGAUAACUUGGCCCUGGAUCUUGAGCACGGCGUGCGACGAUGGGAUCGUGCUCGAUGGAUCUCCGUCUUCAGCUCGCAUAAUCCGACUAUACGCGAAGUGACGGAAUGCUUGGGUCUGGGCCUAUCCGCGUCUUCCUCCACCACCAACCGCGGCAUUCCGAAGUUCGACAACCCAGACUACCGCAAGUUAUCGAGUGAGGUGACGAAACUAUCAAAGGAAUUACCAAAAGAAAGAGAUGCAUUGCUGGAUUUUGCAGCGGAUCCGAGUUCCCUGAACCAGGAGCUUGAAGAGCUGCUAGCGAGUUACGGACCCGCUAUUUGGGGCAGGGAUGCAGACCGGAGCUGUUUACUUACACCAGACCCGACCAAGAAGACGUACAACAAAGACCUGUUUUACGAAGAACCUGAGCAUAAGGAUAUUCUCAAGAUCCAUUUGCAUCGGUGGAUCAUCAUCAAAGCGUGCUACUAUAUCCGCAACAUGAAGCUGAAGAGGCCGUCGGGCGCGAACGAGUAUGACCAGCUCGCCGACAUCGAUGGCGAGGGUCUUUCGCCGCAUGGAACGCCACAGUCACUCACUCCACCAGAUCCGGAAACUGUUGCCACCACCGAAUUUGAAGUUAAACCCAUCAAUCUGAAGAAGCGCAAGAGCAAUGCUCACCUAACCAUGUCUGACGAUGACGAGCUUGAAGCCUCCCCUGUGAAGCGGCCUUACAGCACGAUGCCCGUGAGUCGAAAAGGCAGUCCAAGAAAGUCACUGAAGUCACUCUACCCUGCGGGUCCAGGCAGCACAGAGAACAUUCCUCCAAUGCCGACACAUAGCCUUCUCCAUCGAUUCUCACCGGCGCCAGGAACCGCAUCCGAGCCCGCUCGAUUACAGCUCAGUCCCCUGUCAAACAACGACCUGAACGGCGUGUCAAGGCCUUCUGCUGUCACGCAGAAUUCCACGAGUUCAGCACCUGGAGGCUUCACCGCAGUUAACACUGGAAGUUUUACUGCUGUCAACAACACGCCUUCUGCGAGUGAGCCACCCCGAGAACCAGUACGGGAACAAACAAGGGAACCUUCGAGGGAAGUGCAUCGAGCUCCUCAUCCAAUUGGGCAUCGUCACAGCAACAGCUAUACAAGCCCAUACGAGCCAUCCUCACAUAGUACGGCAAUGGCUCGAUCUGCUACAGACACACCUCGCUCUGCACCGCCAGCUACUCCUACGCCGGCUCCAAAUCAAGGAUUCUCAGCAGUCAGCACAUCUUCAGCAGCUAAUGGAGCAGGCGCACAUAUGAAGAAGGAGUCUCCUGCCGUUCAACCUGUUCAACAUGCGCAUAUUGCUCCACAACCACAACAUCAAUCGCAACCACCGCAACCGCAACAGCAGCCACCGCAAGCACAGCCACAAGGAUCACAACAGACACCGUCUCAUACUCCACAUCAGCAUCACGCGUCGCCACAUGGGCAACCACCUCAACCGCAUCAUUCUCAGCAUGCGCAUCUCCCUUCUCAUCCGCACAUUCAGGCUCAACAUCAGCCUCUACCUCGACCACCAAGUCGGGCUAAUACCCCAAGCCAUCCUUUCGGCCGUUCUCUUGCACCUCAUCCCCGCAGUAGAUCUAGUACACCACUUGCGCAGGCCGCACCUAAUCAGCCGGCGACGGCACCUAAUAAGCAGGUCACAUCGGCAUCCGCGAUACAAAGCGCUCCAGCGUACGGCAUACAGCUCAUACCGACACAAGAAGCACCUCCAGCACCAUCGAGUAGGCAGCGACUGCCAUCAAAUCCUAGUCAACCCGCUGCACCACAACACGCGUCACCUCAUCAACCCCAUCAGCCUGUACUCAAAAGCCAACAACCGCAACAACCACCAGAAAUGGCUCAUGCCGUCCAGCCACCACAGACCUUUCCUAGGGGCUCCGUAUCCACAUCCACAGCCGACCUCCGGCUCCUCCAAUGCGAAGUAACAGCUGGCCUCUUCACAUUCUUCUACCCACGCACCACGAUGCCACCAGAUGAGCCCGCCCUACUCGUGCGCAUGCACACGCUUUGGUUCCACGGUGAGAGCCUCUUCCGCGCCGAGCUUCCUCAACACUUUGACCUCGUCUCCAAGAUCCUGACGGCUUGGCUGCACGAACGCCAGGCCAUCGCCUCGUUGCGCCAUUCUAUGCAGGCGAAUCCUGGUGUCUCGCACGUAGGGCUGGUAGAUCGUUUGCUCGCCAUGAACGAUCUCCGGGCUAUGCGACUGAAGUGGAAGAACAUGAGUUCAAUCGAUGGACUGAGUCCCGAGGAUCUGCUCUGCAUGGCAUUUAGAGUCAUGACGAACACCGAGGGGUCGGAAUACCUGUUCAAGGACGGGCUGGCUAGGCUCGAGCUUGGCGUUUUCGAGUUCCUACGCAGCGAAGACUCGAAGAUUGUUAUGCAGAGGCGGGAUACUAGGGCCGGGUGA